This is a messenger RNA of Phoenix dactylifera (date palm), 2523 nucleotides long. The record is from RefSeq and is a predicted model, not a curated record. Lineage: Eukaryota; Viridiplantae; Streptophyta; Magnoliopsida; Arecales; Arecaceae.
UUUAAUGCGCGAUAUAUGUCCACCGCCCUUCCGCUCCAUAGAGGAGGUAAAGGAUCCUACCCCACCGCAACGUUCCGCCCCUCACCUCCCAUCCCAUCCUCCCGAGAGCUUUCCUCCUUCCCAUCACCCGAGGCUGCCGUCCCUCUGCGCCCAACCACCUCCCCCUUCCCUUCUUUUCUUUCGGGUAUUUCCGGAAAUGGAUGGUGGGCAGCCUCCUCCCCCGAUAGAACAGUACUCUCUUUCCAUUCCCGGUAGCCCCAGCAGCACCACUACCAGUAGCUCCGCCACCGCCGCAGCCGCAGCCGCCGAAGCCUCCGGCGGUGGCGGCGGAGGGAGUUCGAGCAGCAGCAUCAGCAGCAGGAAAUGCAAGGGAAAGGGAGGACCGGACAACGGGAAGUUCCGAUACCGGGGGGUGCGGCAGCGGAGCUGGGGGAAGUGGGUGGCGGAGAUUCGGGAGCCGAGGAAGCGGACGAGGAAGUGGCUCGGGACGUUCUCCACCGCCGAGGAUGCAGCCAGGGCCUACGACCGUGCGGCGCUGGUUCUUUAUGGUCCUCGCGCGCAGCUGAAUCUCCAGCCCUCCUCCGCCGCCGCGACAGGCGGUGGAUCUUCCUCGUCCUCCUCGACGUCCACCCUUCGUCCUCUUCUCCCCCGUCCCUCGGGCUUCCCCUUCCCUCUCCUCCCUUCCUCAUCCUCCCCCUAUGCCUUCCCUCCUGUAAUGUACUCCAACCCAACGGAGAGUACCAUCAUCGCGCAUGGGCCAAUCGGCUCCAGCAGCGGCGGCGGUUAUCAGUACUGCGUGCCCAUCGAGCAGGGACGGGUGGAGCAUGGACCGGUGGUGCCGGCCCCUGCGCCUGCGUCUGGGCCAAGCCAUGUCGUCGGGGCCGAUACUGGUGUACACGAGGACAUCAGCUCCCUUGCCGGGUCGGUGAGCUCGAGCCUGUCGCUCUCCAACCAGCCUGUGGCGCCGGUGGAGGCCACGACAUCAAUGCCGCUCGUGUCAUCACCGGUGUGGAAUUAUGAUGAUUAUGCUGAAGCAGCUUCUUCCUUGUGGGAUGAUGGAGAUCCCUUCUUCUUCGAUCUAUGAUGAACAAGAGCAACAAAAUAGCUCUGCUGAUACUACUAUAGGAUCGAUAUAGGGAGAAUUAGGGUUUCUGCUAUGCAUGCAUGCUUUGGAAGUAUUCUUAAACUGCAUCAUCAUGUUUGCUGCAUUGUCUAUUUUUUUAAUUAAUAAUUUUUUUAUACUUUGAGACUUGAAGUACUUUGCUAUUUGUUUUGUACUGCGAGCAAAAAAUUGACACUUCCAACCUUCUAGUAAGUUUAUGAUCAAGAAAGCAAGCAAGCAGCAGUCCAAGUGAUGAGGAGGAGACUGCACCAGAUGACAUAGGAUUAAGAGGGCAUGCAAGCUAGAGCUGCAGUUUCGAUCGUAGUUAUAUAUGUAUGAAGAGAACAUAUAUAUACUGCCUCUUAAAGUUUCUAUUGCCUGGGCUCAGAGAUUUAGCUAUGCAGUGAUGUUGGCACUACUCCUUGGAUUAGGCCAUGUUGGGUCCAGAUAAAAGACCUUGUCAUUCUUAUCAUUCUGGUCGUUACUCUCCUUACUAAGAUUGAGGCUCGUUUGGAUGCUAUUCCCAUGGUAUUGAAGUGAUGGCAUUUCUACUAUUUUACUAAAUUUUGUAAUGAAUCUUGAUGAGACAAAAUAAAGACUUUCUGGAGGAAUUUGCUGCCCACCAUCAUAAAUACAGCAUGCUAGAAUUUCAAGUGAAAUCUCGGAGGUUGUUGCGAUUAUGAAGAUGCAACUGAACUAUAUGUGCUAUGGUUCAGAUUAUCAUUUUUGACAGCGAAUUGGAUCAUGUUACACAUGCUUUCUCAUUGAUCUGUUGAAAUUUAUAGGGAAGUUUGGAACUUGUAGUAUGCAUGAAUCGUUGCUAUUUGCCCUUUAAUUUUUGGAGGAUGCCGCUUUCCAAUACUGGAAGAAUGGGAUACGAUCGAUCAUCUAUCAAGAAGAGUAGAGAGCGGGUAAUAGCCAUUACCUUUACCAUCAAAGGUGGUUGGUUAAUUAAUCAAAUGGAAAGCGCUUUGUAAGACAACAAAGCAGCCAACACUAGCUCAAGAUCUCGGUUUGUUUCUAAUCCAAUAUGAAGUCUUGGAUUCUGAUAUUUAUAGCGGGCUCUGGAAGAACUGGAAGGCUGCUCUUGGAUGGUAAAUAUCCCAACAUAAACAUGUCAAGAAAUGAGGUGGCUGCAUCUUUACCAUAUAUAUCACAAGGCAAUCAUGACAUGUUUCCAGACCUUGAGUUCAAAUACAGUCUUAUGUGAUUUGAUGAGUUCCAUUCCAUGCUAUUCAUGUGCUUGUUUAUUUGAUCAAAAUGACAAGUAAAUAAUGUCUUGAUGAAGUGGUUAUUCACUUUAAAAGAUAAAUGGUAGUGUUGAGGAGGGAAAGUUAUAUUUAGUUCAUCUUUAAGAAAAGUUAUGUCCAGUUGUUUGGGAUUGUUAAAUACAAAUUUGGAGGGCCUUGAAAUUAAUAUCC